UCGCAUAUCUUUUGAGAUCCCAACAAAUUAAUGUUUUUAACCCAAGCUUUAUUUUCACUGCAGGUUGUGAAUGAAGAAUAUUUCUGCCUUGAAUUCCAUUACCAUGCCCGUUUGGAGCACUUUUCUCCCCGCAAGCUGCGGAUAGAAGAUAUUUGUCGCUUUUAAAGGAGUCUGAUGAAACUUUUUGGUUGCAGUUAUGUUAUCGGGGUGGAAAAUAUGGCGUUACAUUUUGGCUCGACUUAGAUUAAAGGUUUUGUAAUUUGAGGGAUUAGUAUGAAGCAAAGUAUGAAGCAAAUGAUUGUUUCUGCGUGAAAGGACUUAAAGAAACAUGGCCGGCAGAAGAUGCAUUGAUCUGUUUCAUAAGUUAGACCAUAUUUCUAAAAUGCCAUCCAUUUUACCUUAUUCCAAUACUCAGCUAGCCCCUGUCCAAAAUUUGAUGGGGAUGUACACCCAACCCAGAAUCAGAUUAGGAGGGAAUGCGAAUUACAUAGUACAAUAUAUGAGUUCGAAGAUAUCGGCAAGGUUAAUGCAGGUGCACCAAGUGCUCGAAGAAGCUCAAGCACGAGCUGAACAUGCAAAUGAACCGGUGCCAAAACUGACUUUAGAACACGUGACAGUGGGUUUUGCAAGAAGUGGAGGAGCUGGUGGACAAAAUGUUAAUAAAGUGAGCACAAAGGUGGAUAUGCGGUUCAAUGUUAUGGGUGCUAGUUGGCUGCCUCUACGAGUCAGAGAAAAAAUAUUGCAAAUGGAAAAGAAUCGAAUCAACAGUGAAGGAGAAAUUGUUAUUUCGUCCACCAAAACCCGGUCCCAGAAGGACAAUAUUAACGAUGCACUGGGAAAACUUCAGGCAAUAAUUAAUGCUGCUGCUUAUGUUCCACCAGCUCCAACAGACGAGAAGAUAAAAAAGAUUACAAAAUUAAGUUGGCGAGCAGAAAAGAUUGCAAUCUAAAAAAGUGCAUUCUUUAAAGAAAACUGGAAGGAGAAACAAAGGUGGCUGGGAUUGAUGAAGUGUUCUAGUUGAACUCAAGAAUCAGGCAUCUUACAAUUCCACUCACUCUGAAACAACAUGAACAGUUUGAAAUUUGAGACUAUGCCUUUGAAGAUGAAGCUUAUGCUAGCAAAUUUGUCAAAAUCAGCUGCUGGAUACAAAAUCUUUUUGCUUUGGAUAAUUUGGGGAUUUACUUAUUUACAUGAUUCUGCGAGGGGCACUUUUGUAACUAUUUUUAAUGCCUGAUGGCCACACUAAAAGAGCAAAAUUAACAAAUGAAAAAAGAAAGAUACAAAAUUAGUAUACAGAAGCUGAAAAGGACUGGUUCCAACCAAUUGAAAAUAUCCUUUUGAGAAUUUUGUUCUCACCAGUGACUUGUGGAUUGCUAUUUGGAUAGAAGAACAUUGAGAGGAUGGAAGAUGCUGGACUGUCAAUUUAUUAUUUAAGGACUUGCCAAAAUGUAGAAGUGCAUUGCCUAAAAUUUAUUCACAAACUUGCAUGAAUAAAUUUUUUCCAUGGAGCAUGAGCAA
Messenger RNA from Cryptomeria japonica (Japanese cedar), 1518 nucleotides. RefSeq lists its product as uncharacterized. Gene Ontology annotation, molecular function: translation release factor activity. The transcript has 8 exons. The record is from RefSeq and is a predicted model, not a curated record. Gene Ontology annotation, biological process: translational termination. NCBI's taxonomy places the organism in Eukaryota, Viridiplantae, Streptophyta, Pinopsida, Cupressales, Cupressaceae. The coding region runs from base 329 to 949 and encodes 206 amino acids.